UGUGUCUGCCGUUGCGGAUGGGGAUGGGAACUGGGGACCCCAAAUUUUGGGGGGGGGAGGGACACAAACCCCGGGUCCCCAAAGGGGGCUUUGGGCGGCUCCUGGCGCCCCCUGGCGGCGGUACCAGGGGUGGAGAAUGCGCAUGCGCCGCAAAGGUUUGGAAACGGGGUCCUUCGGCUGCAUUCGGCCCUUUCCGGAUUCUUUCGGCUUUUUCCGUCCCUUUUCAUUCUCUUUCGGCUCUUUCCGCCUGCACUCGGCCCUUCCCGAUCUCGCUCGGCCCUUUCCGCUCUCAUUCGGCUCUUUUCGCCCUUCCUCGGCCCUUUCCGCCUCCCUUCGGCUCUCUCCGCUCCGCCCCUCAGCGCCGCCGGUGCCAUGGCCGGUGGUUGCGGGUCGCCGCCUGCUCCGUGCUGCCCGGGCCGGGCGGCGAUGCCCUCUCCAUGCUGCCAGGGCCGCCUGGCCGUGCCCAGCGUGCACCAGAGCCUAUCCGAGAUGGACUUCGAGAGGGGGAUCUGGGCGGCGGCGCGGGACGGGGACGAGGCGCGGGUGCUGCAGCUGCUGGAGCGGCGAGGGGACCCCGCGGAGCCCGACCUGGCGGGGUACACGGCACUGCACUAUGCCAGCCGGAACGGGCACCUCGGCGUGUGCCGGCUGCUGCUGGAGCGCGGCGCCCCGUGCGAUGCCCGCACCCCCGGCGGUGCCACCCCGCUGCACCGCGCCUGCUACUGCGGGCACCGCGCCGUCACCGAGCUGCUGCUGGCACACGGAGCCGACCCCGCCGCCACCGACGGCGACGGCAGAACCGGCCUGCACAAGGCCGCCGAGCAGGGGCACCGCGAGCUCUGUGCCCUCCUCCUGCGUCAGCGCCCGGCCCUCGCUGCCCUCCGCGAUGCCAGGGGCCGCAGCCCGCGGGAUGGGGCGCACCCUGCCGUGUGGGACCUGCUGGACACCUGAGGGGACACAGAGGCGACAACCGGCCGCGGGCACUGUAGCGGGCCCGGUGCCCGUCCCGGUACCGCCGGUGCCACUUUCGUGUUCCGCUUACACGCCCCACCCACCGCCCGCCCUCCCAGCCAAUCACCUCCCACCUUUCCCCUGUAACCCGGCCUCCCUUCCCUUGCAGCCAAUCAGCACCCGCGGUGCCUUUAAGGGGCGGGGUUUCGCGGUGUAAACAGCCCACGCGGGUGGGGGGGCAUUUAAAGGCGCCGCGUCCUUUUUAACCGGGACACCCCCCCCGCGCGGCACCGAGCACAUCCUGGUACAGAUAUAGAAUCUUUAUUAACCCAUCUGACAAAAAAAUAACCCAAAAAACCCCCUCCGUGAAAUAAAAAUUCCACGGUCGGGUUCACAACUGGGGCGUGGGGGGAAGGGCAGAACCGGGAGGGGGAGGCCCGGGGCCCCCCCCCCCCCUCCCCCCAUCCCCCCGCGGCCCGAGCUCCCCAAAAAUACAAAUCAAACCUGAACAAUAAAUAGGAAUUCCCCAGGGGGGAGGAAAAGGAGGGGUUUGCAUAGAGGAAGAUUUAAUAAAAAAAGGGUUUUUUUGUU
Molecule: messenger RNA, 1542 nt
Organism: Serinus canaria (Common canary)
Lineage: Eukaryota; Metazoa; Chordata; Aves; Passeriformes; Fringillidae
Gene: ANKRD39
Product: ankyrin repeat domain 39
Exons: 4
Coding region: 373-951 (192 amino acids)
Molecular function (GO): protein binding
Source: RefSeq, a predicted model, not a curated record